GUAAUACCACCACAAGUACGACAACUACUUACUUUUCUACAUACAAUAUUAGCACGAGAAGCUGACCCAUCGUAGUGGUAGACUGCGGUAUGUUACAAUCAGUCUAGAGCUAAACGUUGCCUUAGACAGUCUUCAAAACACUGUCAACGCGGAAGAAUUUAUGCAAAACUAAUCACAAUCAAAUAAGAAUUGAUUUAAAACGAGUGACAGUUUUUAUUAACUUAAACAGAAAAUAAUCAUAAUAAAAUAAAUAUUACGAGCAAAAGGUGUGUAUUUUAAAAAAUCGUGCAAAGAAUAAAUUUGUUCAAUUUGACUAACAUCUUUAUUACUUUUAAAGUUGUUAUAGUCUUUUUUUUAAACAUUUAAACAAGAAUUGCGCAAAAAACGAAAUAUAUCCCAUUUAACGAAAUAAAAAAAGAGUCCAAUAAAACUCUUAAACCUGUUAAACGUGUGCAAAUUGUAAAAAAAACAUAAAAAAAAUUUGUUAGAAAUACCCAGAAAAAAAUAUUCAUACAAAAAUUCAUAAAACACGGAAAUUAAAAAGAAAAUUUAUUGCAAAAAUAAAAAAAAAAAAUAUAUGAAUUAAAUGCUUAAUAAAAAGAAUAUAUAAAAAUAAAUAAAUAUCCUUUUUCAAGGAUAGCAAUUUUAAACGACUAUUGCACACAGCUAUACAGAUACAACCAUAUCAUAAUUCAAGAACAGAACAGCACCAGUCCAAACAAUAUUUCGGUCCUCUCCAUUACACUCUGUGCAACAUACAAACAUAUUUUUGGAUUGCCAACGCUGACAACAACAAUUGAAUUGGCCUGCUUAGCAUCAAUUGCAGCAAUAACUUCAACACUUGACAAGACAACAUAAAUGAACAAGAAGUUAAACAUUCACAUAAAAUUGUCGUGAGAAGCAAAAAAUUGCAAAAGCACAACAAACUGCAAAUAGCAAAAAAUAUAGACAACAUACAAUCCAUAUAUUCGGAAAAAUAAUACUUACAACAUAGACAAUUUGGGCAUAAAGUAUAAAAAGAUCAGGAACAACAACUAAAGUUACAAAAACGCAUACAUUGAUACAUACUCGUUUCGCCACAAUUGUCAUAUUCAUGUUUUUGAACUCUAGCCAUACAUUUGCUGGAGAAAUAAGAAGAAACCCCCUCAACAACAAAGCACUUGUGUGUUAAGAAAUAUUCCAAUAGAAACAGAGCAAAAGUUGUAAAUAAGCACUUUGCAAACAUUGUUGAACUAUAGUCUUAUUACAUGCAACAGUAGCAGUAGCAACUCACACACAUUUCACUUGGUUUAAAGAUAAAGAGUGCUGGCUGUAUCUUAUUUUUAAUACGCAAUACUCUGUGAUUUAUAGUCAAAUAUAACGAGAAGCAACAAUAACAAUAACAACAACAACAACUAGAAACCGGAAAAAAGUACUACAAUUCUUGUGCAAACGGAAAUAAAAGAAAAACGCCUCCGGAUAUACUUCAUAACUCUCUUGUGUUCUAGCUGCCCUCUUUGGUUUUAUUGUAUUCAAGAAUUUGAAACAAUUUCAAGAACAUUUGUAAAUUGUAACCAAAUUAAAAAAAACAAACACACAGUUACACACAAAUAUUUGAAACAUGGAUGCUGAAACAGAAGGAGUUCAACCCGUUCAAGCAGCAAGUGCUGCCUCAAAUCCCGAAAAUGAUUUAGCUGCACGUCGUCGCCUGUUUAUGUCACAGCCAUCGACAUUGGCCUCAAGGCGUCAGCAAGCCGUAUGUGUACGUCGUGCCCAUAAAAUGUAUGGCAGUUCCAAGAAUCCAAAUGUUGUACUCGAUGGUCUAAAUAUGACUGUACAAAAAGGCUCCAUUUAUGGUCUCUUGGGUGCAUCUGGCUGUGGCAAAACCACAUUAUUAUCCUGCAUUGUGGGCAGAAGACGUUUGAAUUCUGGUGAAAUCUGGGUAUUGGGUGGUCGGCCAGGCUCUAGGGGUUCAGGAGUGCCUGGACCUAGAAUUGGUUAUAUGCCACAGGAGGUGGCUUUAUAUGGUGAAUUUACUAUGAGGGAAACAUUAAUCUACUUUGGUUUAAUUGCUGGCAUGUCCCGCAGCGACAUUGAAGACAGAACUGAGUUUUUGUUGAAGCUUUUAAAUAUGCCAAAUGGUUCGAAAUUCGUUAAAAAAUUAAGUGGUGGCCAACAGCGUCGCAUGAGUUUGGCAGUGGCGUUGCUGCAUGAGCCGGAAUUGUUAAUUUUGGACGAGCCCACGGUGGGUGUUGAUCCGGUGUUGCGUCAAAGCAUAUGGGAUCAUCUAGUGGAUAUAUGCAAGAAUGGUAACACAACUGUGAUAAUUACAACACAUUACAUCGAUGAGUGUGCCCAAGCGCAUGUGAUUGGUUUAUUGCGCGGUGGCAGAAUGUUGGCAGAAGAAUCACCAACGUUUCUAAGGCAACAAUACAAUGCCGAAUCCUUGGAGGAAGUCUUCUUAAAGCUAUCUGUGCUGCAAAAUAUGGGCAAACGCAGAAGAUCAUCCAUAGCUACGGAAAUAGUUGAACAGGUGGCGGUGCCGGCUAUUUCCAAUCCAGCCUUAGAUUUAUCGGACGAACAAAAUCCUGCUGAAAUUUCGGGAGAAUUUGGUGACAAUAUUUCCAUGUCUUCGGCUAUACGCGAUCCCAUCUCAUCGCAAGCCGCCCCAGCACCUCCAUUGCCGCCAGAGCAAGCCAUACCCGCUUCCUUCUGGUACAAUAUGCAUGUGAUGAGCUCACAUCAUUUACAUGCCUUGAUUUGGAAAAACUUUUUGUGGAUGAUGCGUAAUGUGGGCAUAAUGUUGUUCAUUGUUGGCUUACCUGUUGUCCAGAUUGUUUUAUUCUGUUAUGCCAUUGGUCAUGAUCCUACUGGUUUGAAAAUUGCUGUGUCCAACCAUGAAAUGUCCGAGGAAAUGAUUAUGCAACAAGAUUGUCCUGUACGAAUGGGCUGCAAUCAAACCAUGUUGAGCUGUCGUUAUCUCGAUUUGUUGGUGAAGAAUAAGAGUAUGGUUGUGACAUUUACCAAUACCGAUGAAGAAGCCAAUGAAAUGGUGCGUCGCGGCCAGGCCUGGGGUUCUUUGGUGUUUGCCGAUAACUACACAGAUUCAUUAGUGGAACGUACAGAAAAUGGUCGCUACACAGAUGAUGCCACAGUGGAGUCUUCGGAUCUUAAUGUUAAAUUGGACAUGUCAAACCAACAAAUCUCCACAUUGCUGUAUCGUGAUUUGCAAUAUGCCUUCUUCAGUUUUGUGGAAAAUAUUUUGUCCGAUUGUGAUUUAAAUCCCAAACUAGGUCGUGUCCCGGUCAACUGGCAUCAACCCAUUUAUGGUUUCAAUAAUCCCAACUUUACUGACUUUGCUGCUCCCGGUGUUAUCUUGACCAUUAUCUUCUUUUUGUCGGUGGCCAUUACCUCGGGAGCCAUGUUAAUCGAGCGUAACGAGGGCAUGCUGGAACGUUGUUUGGUAGCUGGCAUUACGGGUCCCGAAAUUCUUUUGGCCCAGGUAUUAACCCAAUUCACGGUGAUGUUCAGUCAAACGGCUUUUGUAUUGCUGGUCAGCUUUUAUUUCUUCGAAUUGACAAUUGUGGGCAAUAUUUGGUUGGUAGUGGGUUUGUGUGUCUUGAAUGGUUUGUGCGGCAUGUGCUUUGGUUUCGUUAUUGCCUGUGCGGUGGACACUGAACGUACUGCUACUUAUGUUGCCAUGGGCUCUUUUCUGCCCAUUGUCAUGUUGUGUGGUAUUAUAUGGCCCGUUGAAGGCAUGUAUCCUUUAUUACAAUUUGUGACGGCCUUCUUGCCUCUCACCAAACCCACUGAAUCACUGCGUUCUAUAUUACAGCGCGGCUGGGACAUGUCAAAUCCCUCUGUUUACAAUGGUUUCAUAUCAAUUUCAGCUUGGGUUUUAGUUUUCCUAAUAUUGACCAUUUUACUUUUGAAAUUCAAGAAGGGUUAAGUUAAACUCAGGGCUUCUUUAAUUAACCAAGUGGUUUUGGGGGGUAAACAUAAACCUUAUCUUUAUUUUUGUUUUGCUUUAAAUAAAUGUAUUUAGUAGUUUGCAUAAAUUUCAUUCAAUUCAUUUAAAAAUUAAUAUUCAAGUCUUAUAAAUUUUGUGUAAUAAUUUAUAAUCUUAAGGGUUACUGUUAAAUAAAAGUAAGACAAUGACAGAUGGACAAACCGUGCCCAUGAAGCAGACCACAAAAAUAAUUUCAAAGUUAUUUGAAACUAUGAAGCUGGAAUUCGUCUGUUUAAUAAGUGUUUUACGUAUUAAUUAAGGGUUUUAUGUUAAUAAUUGUAGUUAUUAGCAGUCAUUUUUAAAAUAUAUGUACAUUAAAAUAAAGUUUGACAAAUACACUGAGAGAAAUAUUUUUAUUAUUAUGUGACUUAAUUGAUGUUGAUGAUAUGCUCUUUAUACUCCUUUUCCAUUACAACUACACAUUUUAAAUUCAUUAUAUUUCCAUGCAUCUAUAAAAACUUUUUCUCGGUGUAUUUAAUUUGAGUUAUAGUUUUAUUCACCAACAUUUUAUUAUUUUUUUUAAAUUAAUAACUUGGUUCGUUAGCUUAAGUUCUCAUUAUUUUAAGUUAUGCUGUCUACUAUUUUUUACAGAAAUUUAUUUAUUUCAUUAAACAAAAUGUCUCUUGUCUAUGUAUUUGGUAGGGUUUUUUAUAAAAAACAAUGUUUUUAUUAUUUCUAAUUAAAGUAGUUUUUAUGAAUUAAUUUAAUACUUAUAUAUAAUAGAUAUACAUAUAUGGCUGUAGUAAUAAUUUCAUUGUGUUGAAAAUAUUGACAAUAAUUUAUAGUCACAUAUAUAAUAAACUUAAAUUUUGUAUCUAUUUUUACUCUUUGUACGGCAAAUAAAAUUUUGUUUUAAAAAAAAUAAAAA
Messenger RNA from Calliphora vicina (urban bluebottle blowfly), 4856 nucleotides. RefSeq names its product oskyddad (gene osy). The record is from RefSeq and is a predicted model, not a curated record. The transcript has 9 exons. The coding region runs from base 1601 to 3928 and encodes 775 amino acids. Gene Ontology annotation, molecular function: ATP hydrolysis activity; ABC-type transporter activity; ATP binding. Gene Ontology annotation, cellular component: membrane. Lineage: Eukaryota; Metazoa; Arthropoda; Insecta; Diptera; Calliphoridae.